AUGGAAAGGAUUUUGGACAGCCAAAUGCGUCCUAUGCCAUCUAACCGUCCGGUACCAAAGCAAGAUUUUGUGAAUCAUUAUCUUGUGAAAUGGAAAGGGUUCUCGUAUCUACACUGCUAUUGGGUGCCCGAGCAUGAAUUCGAGAAAGCUUACAAGUCCAUUAGUGGUUUAGAAACCAUGGUGAACCAAUUUCAUUCUACAAUGGAGUCACUCGGUAACAAUGCAUAUGAUUUUGUUGCCAUUCCUCCCGAGUGGGUCAAUGUUGACCGGAUUGUAUCUUGCCGGGAAGAAGAUGGUCAGAGGAAGUACCUGGUGAAGUUCAAAGGACUUUCCUAUGAUGAAUGUUAUUGGGAAUCUGAAUCAGACAUCUCAACCUUCCAGAACGAAAUUCGAAGGUUCGUUGAUGUAAACUUUGGUCAACGCAGAGGUGUAUAUGUUGAUCAUGAGAGAAAUCAUGAAAAUUUCAAACAGAUCAUAACUAGUCUUACUCCUGAAUUUAUCACAGGCACAUUGCAUCCGUACCACCUUGAAGGACUUAACUUUUUGCGGUCUGCGUGGUCAAACAGAACUCAUGUAGUCUUCGCCGAUGAGAUGGGGCUAGGCACAUCAGUUCAAAGCAUUGCCUUUUUAGCUUCGCUUUUCGAGGAAAACGUGGCUCCGUUUUUGAUAGUAGCUCCCCUUUCUACUCUGCGGAACUGGGAGAGAGGAUUCGCCACAUGGGCACCACAUAUGAAUGUGGUUGUGUACGUUGGUACUUCUCAAGCUCGUACUGUUAUAACACAACAUGAGUUUUACUUACCAAGGGGUCAUGUGAAUGGGGUCCGUGGAGAAACCAUGCAGGACAGAAUAAAGUUUGAUGUCAUCCUCACGUCUUAUGAGAUAAUUGACGUAGACACAGCUGUCCUAAAACCAAUCAAGUGGAAAUGCAUGAUUGUUGAUGAAGGCAAUCGGUUGAAAAAUGAGAAUCCAAAGCUGUUCUAUUCGCUGAAGCGGUAUACGUGUGAGCAUCACGUUCUUUUAACAGGAAGACCACUUCAGGUGGUAAAUCCUGAGCAACAAGCUGAGCAUCUCAGUGCUCUUGAAAAGAGGAAGAGAAACCGUAAGCAGAUUGUUGAAAAAGAAGCUGAACCAACUGCUGGUGAAGCAGCUAGACAGGCAAACAAGAAGACUAGAGGGCCUUACCGUAGGACUCACCGUAAUCCGGAGCCAAGACCUUUGAUAGAAGGGCAAGGGAAAUCUCUAAGGGUGUUAGGUUUUAGAAGGAGCGAAAGGAGGACUUUCUUAGAUACGUUGAUGAGGUAUGGAGUCGGAAGAUGUGAUUGGAAGAAGUUUGUCUUUCCUUUAGCGUGGAAGACCUAUGAUGAAAUAAACGAUUAUGGGGUAUUUUUCUUGAAGCACAUCAUCAAACACACUCAAGAUAGUAAUCCUCCAACCUUUUCAGAUAUGGUCCCCAAGGAAGGACUAACUCGUGACAAAGUACUUACCAGAAUUACUGUUAUGAUGCUGCUAGAAGAGAAGGUGAAACUUAUAGAAAACCAUCCAAGAAAAGCUGUUUUCCCUGACCGUAUUAUCGGAAGAUACGCUCCACUAAGAAAAGAAAAAGAUUGGAACAAGGAACAUGACAAGUUACUGUUGCGUGCUGUUUCCAAGCACGGGUUUGGGAAAUGGAUAGACAUUGUUAGUGACAAAGAGUUCGAGUUGGAACAAGUCAUCUGCAAAGCACUGAAGGUCCCUGUUGAAAAUUUGAUUCGUAUUGAUCCAUUCCAGAAAGAUCCGCGGAGACAACUUGCUGACUAUUUGAGAAAACGAUUUGAAAUUCUUGAGAUUGCAAUGAGUGAUGAGUGUGCUGAAAAUGACUGCCAUUCUGGGAGAAGAAGUGAACGUCCCUUACAGGAUAUCGCCAUUGCGCACAUAAGGAUGAGCGUAAGUGCCAUGUGAAGAUAUGGUGAUGUUGAGAAGGACUCAGAAGAGAGCUGCAGAAGAUGUUACUGUGAAUAUGGAGGAAACAGAAGUUGAGGUCAUCUCACUGUAUCGGAUUAUUUUGAGUAAACUCAAAACACCAAGAACCUAGAACCAAAACAUAGCUGAUAUAUAUGUUUUGGAGUUAAUGUUAAUUUCAUUAACCUAUUUUGGGAUUUGACUGGAUUUUUAUUUGGGAUGCGACUGGAUUGUUACUUUUCUAAACUAUUAUUUGGGAUUUGAGUCAUUUGACUGAAUGUUUACUUUGCUUAUAUUUAUCUUCCAUCCAAAU
Raphanus sativus (radish) is the source of this 2251-nucleotide messenger RNA. RefSeq names its product CHD3-type chromatin-remodeling factor PICKLE. The coding region runs from base 1 to 1938 and encodes 645 amino acids. Gene Ontology annotation, biological process: chromatin remodeling; negative regulation of transcription by RNA polymerase II. Gene Ontology annotation, molecular function: chromatin binding; ATP-dependent chromatin remodeler activity; ATP binding. Lineage: Eukaryota; Viridiplantae; Streptophyta; Magnoliopsida; Brassicales; Brassicaceae. The transcript is spliced from 16 exons. The record is from RefSeq and is a predicted model, not a curated record. Gene Ontology annotation, cellular component: nucleus; chromatin.